AUGGGUGUGGAUUUGAGGCAGGUUGUGGCAGGUAUAUUGACACUGGCAAUGUUUGUGAUGCUUGGGAACAUGAUUAAGAGAGACCAUUUUGAUUCUGUUGAAGAGAAAUUUCCUGGCAGCGGAAGGGAUACCUUGGAAAAUGCCAAGAUUUCAAAGGAAGGCCUUAGCAAGAAGAAUAGCGGGCCUUGGAAAGAUGAUGGUCAGGAGCUAAAACCAUGUUGGUCUAAGCCAUCAGAUGAUGUAGAGCAGACGGAGGGGUAUGUCCUUUUCUCAUUAACAAAUGGCCCUGAAUACCAUGUUUCACAGAUUGCGGAUGCCGUUGUCGUGGCAAGGUAUCUAGGGGCAACUCUUGUACUUCCCGACAUUAGAGGGACCAAACCAGGGGAUGAGAGGAACUUUGAUGAGAUUUACGAUGUUGAGAAGUUUAUAAGUAGCUUGGAUGGUGUGGUUAGAGUAGUGAAAGAACGACCUGGUAAAUUAUCAACAAGGAAUCUUGCUGCUGUUAAGGUCCCUAAUCGGGUUACAGAAGAUUACAUUGUAGAACACGUGGAACCGAUUUAUAGAUCGAAGGGCAACAUAAGGCUGGCAACUUACUUCCCUUCAGUUAAUAUGAAGAGGAUAGAAAGAAAGAGUUCUAGCGAUUCAGUUGCAUGUUUGGCAAUGUUUGGAACUCUAGAAUUGCAACCAGAGAUUAACGAAGUGGUCGACUCAAUGGUUGAGCGACUGAGAACUUUGAGUCGCAAGUCAAAUGGCCAAUUUGUAGCAGUGGAUUUGAGGGUUGAGAUAUUGGAGCAGAAUGGUUGCCAAGGAGGAGACGAAUCCGGAACAAAAAGUUGCUAUAAUGCACAAGAGGUUGCUUUAUUUCUGAGGAAAGUUGGAUUUGGAAAGGGUACCACGAUUUAUUUGACUGAAUCAAAAUGGGACAGCAGCCUUGAUGCUCUGAAAGACAUCUUCCCAAAAACUUAUAUAAAGGAUGGCAUUAUCCCUGCUGACAAGAAGUCAAAGUUCCUGGAUUCAGAGGGUUCUGAAUUUGAGAAGAUCAUUGACUACUACGUAUGUUCGCAGAGUGAUGUAUUCGUACCAGCCAUCUCUGGCUUGUUCUAUGCAAAUGUGGCGGGUAAGAGAAUUGCUUCCAGUAAAACUCAAAUACUUGUCCCAACCGACAUCUCCGAUUCCUCUGCAUCUGCCUCCAAUUUCAUCACACAUUAUGUCUCAAAGAAGAACCAUUUGGCGUAUUCAUGCCUUUGCUAG
This is a messenger RNA of Prunus armeniaca (apricot), 1251 nucleotides long. NCBI's taxonomy places the organism in Eukaryota, Viridiplantae, Streptophyta, Magnoliopsida, Rosales, Rosaceae. The record is from the annotation of a GenBank genome assembly.